Messenger RNA from Aspergillus saccharolyticus JOP 1030-1, 934 nucleotides. RefSeq lists its product as uncharacterized. NCBI's taxonomy places the organism in Eukaryota, Fungi, Ascomycota, Eurotiomycetes, Eurotiales, Aspergillaceae. Bases 254 to 733 code for a protein of 159 amino acids. The record is from RefSeq and is a predicted model, not a curated record. The transcript is spliced from 4 exons.
CCAAGUGUUCUAGGUCGCCAGUAGUCUUGCUGACCAUGUACGAUAAUGCUUGGAUGAAUGACGAAGGCAACAUAUUUCCGGCCUUCGACGUCUGGUGGGACAAUCCGGUCUUCUUUCGGGGGAACUCCAUGUCAUCUUGUCUUCUGUCCAGAUUGAUUUCGUUGUAGGGAGUAUGGGGGGUUGAGUUUUGGCGGUGGCCGCCCUAUAAUGUUCGCAUGCAGGGAGUGUGUGGGUGGGCGAUCUAAAUGGCAAAAUGGCUGAUUGUCGCGCAAUGACAGAAGUCUUACGCCAUAAGCAUGAUCUGGAAAACAGUUCCGAACGCUCUUUUGCGAUUAGGGGGAAGGUAAUCUACGGAGCAAAAUCAUUCGGAGGAGGAUCUCCCAGUGACUGCCGACUCGAUCCACACUCCACUCCCAAUGACGUUACCAAUCGUUCGUUCGUUUCUCUUCCUCAUUCGCUCUCCUUUCCGGCUUCAAAUCUCCAACCAACCAACCACUACGGUGCCACUACCAACUUCCCCCAUACUACGCCACCACGUUGUUUGUUCCGAAAUCAUUCUGACCCAGGAAAAGAAAAACAAGAUAGCAUGAGUGCACGGCUCCAUGGGUUCCAUCGUAGGCAUUCCUGCAACCUGACUGGGUGGGAAAAGGAAGUGAGAAAAGGUACUCCAGCUCCUCAAAUUCUCCCUCCGAGGAGUUCCCUCAAAGAAACUUCCAAAUCAUGGAAGGCUUGAUGGCUACUAUACUGGGACCCGCCCCUCCCCAGCAUUGUCCUCCGUGCACAUUUGGCCCCUCUAUUCACCCUCCUUUCCAAACCAAUCAUCGAUAAAAGAAAUGUGAGAAAUGAGUAUCCCGGCGCCGAAGAAGCCAAUGGCGGCCGAAGUCACUUGGAGACCGGUCCCUCUCCCCCCUACCUGCCUGUCUCCAGUCUACUG